This is a messenger RNA of Aethina tumida (small hive beetle), 709 nucleotides long. RefSeq lists its product as uncharacterized. The transcript has 3 exons. Bases 71 to 358 code for a protein of 95 amino acids. Lineage: Eukaryota; Metazoa; Arthropoda; Insecta; Coleoptera; Nitidulidae. The record is from RefSeq and is a predicted model, not a curated record.
AUAAACGUUGGGGCAGUGAAACUUGUUCAUAAUUUGUCAUAUGAAUUAAAACCGUCGAGUGCCAGAUAAAAUGAAAGCCAUUAUCUGCGUUGCUUUAGCUUGCGUAGCUUUAGCUGCUGCUUUCCCCCAAAAAGAAGGAGGCGCCUACACUAACGAAGCCAUAAGUCAAGCUAGGAACACAUUCUUAAUCCCCAAGGAUGCCGAAAUCCAAAAAGUUCAAGAAGGAAUCGAAAUCGGAGCUUACGAAAGCAUUCCCGGCAAUCAAAAAAUCAACUUGUUCGAGAUCUUGGGUGACCAAUUCCCACCAGAGGUAGUCAACAAUCUCCAGACUCAAAUCGAUCAAGUUGGACGCAACUAGAAACACAAUUUUAAUUUAUAAUAAAAAUUAAAAAAAUCGUGAUCAUCAUCUCAUCCCCUUCACUUCACACCCAUUGCUCUGUUAAACCAGUCUGUGAUCUUUCCUCUUUGAUACACUGGAAGUGCUCUAAUUCUUCGUCGUACAAGGCUGAAAGAUUUGGAGCAUUUCUUUUCUAUCUGUUACUGUUUUAGCACGUUUUUCUUUUGAUGCACCGUUUCCUUUUUUAAUCUUCUAGUUGCAUUUAGUGACUAUAGCUGAUAUUCUUCCGAGUAAAGUGCCAACUUUCUUUUAUUAGGUACCUACUAUUUUAUUUUUAUAUUUUUGUACAUAAAUAAAUUUCCUAUUUGUAUA